AUGGCUGCUCGCUUCCUGAUACUCCUGCUGCCGGCGCUGGCCGUUGCUAAGAUAAACGUUGAAUUGUCUGGAAAAUUCGACACUGAGAAGCCGAAUAUGCAAGUAUACCUGUCAGGGAACGAUGUCGGAAUCAUCAGUCAGAACGAACAAAACGCCUUCGGCUUAAACGUCGACCGGCUCAAAGACGCCGUACGCUCCUACUUCGGCGAACGGCCUGAUGACGUGUACGUCCGCAGCCCUACCCCGUGGGGUGACUUAUAUAAGACUUACGACUGGACUCAAGUCACCAGGACCCUUAUACCGAAGAGGGCCAAGAUAUUAUCUAUCGAAUCUCAGCCCCUUAUAGUUAUGGAACAAGUCUUCGAAAACAACAGUAGCAAACCGGCGACCUUCAACGUCGGCAUCACCCAGCAAGUCCAGAACACGGUAUCCUCGACGUGGUCGAAAGAAGCCAGCUUAUCUGUAAGCCAAGACAUCAGCUAUGGAUUCGACAUUGAAAUCUUAAACGGUGGUGGAUCAACCUCUUUCACUUACUCCAACUCCUGGGGUGAGAACACUGAAAAAUCAGAGACUGUAACAGUCGGCGCUUCCAAUGACAUGGAGAUACUCCUGCAGCCAAAACAAGCAGUAGUGGCUCAACUACACGCGAACAAAGGCUUCAUCAAAAUUGAAGUGGAGUACGAAGCCAGUUUAUCUGGAGCUACAGUAGUUAACUAUGACAAAACAUAUCAAGGUCAUCAUUUCUGGGCAUUAGACAUUGAAGCCGUGAUGCUGACCGGCAGAAUAAGCAACACUAUUGUCUCCAAGGAGGUCAUCAACAUCGCCUUCUUCUCUCAAUCCAAGGUCACGGUCCAGGACAGAAAUUAUAACACUAAACUCAUGGAAGUCACUUUCUGA
Molecule: messenger RNA, 897 nt
Organism: Diatraea saccharalis (sugarcane borer)
Lineage: Eukaryota; Metazoa; Arthropoda; Insecta; Lepidoptera; Crambidae
Source: the annotation of a GenBank genome assembly